UAUAGGUAAAUGGAGUUGAAGAACGGGGAAGUCACAGAGAGAAAUUACAGAAUUGUUAUGAUAGGAGAUACAUUUGUGGGCAAAUCGAGUCUUUUGGUCAGAUUCUCAGAUGAUCAAUACGAUGAAGAUUAUACUAGCACUGUAGGAGUGGAUUUUUAGGUUCAGGUCGAUCCAAGUCAAUGAUGUAUUGGUUAAGCUCCAAAUUUGGGAUACAACUGGGCAAGAGAAGUAUAAAUCUGUCACAGACCAGUAUUUUAAAGGAGCUCACGGGGUUAUAUUUGUCUUUGAUCUCACUGACCGAGAAAGCUUCUUGAAUCUCUAUAAAUGGGUUGAUGAAAUUCGAGAAAAAGUUCCAGAGAAAACUCAAUUUCUCGCGAUUGGUAACAAAUGGGACAUGAAAGAUGAAAUCACAGUCACUGAAAAGGACAUGAAUCGGUUUGAAAGAAGGAAUAAUAAAGUAUUCGAGGCUAAAGCUGAUGAAACUAUCGAAAAUUUUCCAUUAAACCAAGAUCAUGAACCCCAAGAGGAAGAGCGGAAAGAAGAGUUUUCUCAAGAACCAUCUAAAGCUCAAAGACCGCUAAGCCUCUUCACAACAGGGAACAACUCAUCCACAAAUUCUUUCCAGCUAAAAAAGCCGAAGAAUGAAGGAAAGAUCCAGGAGGAUGAAUAUCGAUAUAACAAAGAUUUUGGGCCUUGAUGCCCAACUUAGCCCACUAUUUAAAUUUAAAUCUUAACUAAUUUCA
This is a messenger RNA of Moneuplotes crassus, 743 nucleotides long. The record is from the annotation of a GenBank genome assembly. NCBI's taxonomy places the organism in Eukaryota, Ciliophora, Spirotrichea, Euplotida, Euplotidae.